Messenger RNA from Penicillium daleae, 1584 nucleotides. RefSeq names its product MFS transporter. Lineage: Eukaryota; Fungi; Ascomycota; Eurotiomycetes; Eurotiales; Aspergillaceae. Gene Ontology annotation, biological process: transmembrane transport. The record is from RefSeq and is a predicted model, not a curated record. The transcript has a single exon. The coding region runs from base 1 to 1584 and encodes 527 amino acids. Gene Ontology annotation, molecular function: transmembrane transporter activity.
AUGGUCGUUAUCACUCGGGAGACGGACAGACCGCACCCCGGCCCGGAUGUGGCACCUCCUGCUCGGGCAGAAUCGGCGGACGAGCUUGGCGAUGCCAGGGCUAUUAUAGACGAGACAACGGCUCUUCUUGGUCAAUCCAAAGUUACUUGUGGAAAUGAAUCCAUAUCGGAAACACAGAAUGGUGCAUCAGAAACCUAUGGCAACGAUGAUGAAAAGCCACUUCCCAAGACCCAGGUUCUGCUACUCUGCUAUGCUCGGAUGAUAGAGCCUCUGGCCUUCUUUUCAAUCUUCCCCUAUGUGAGCCAGAUGGUUCAAGAAAAUGGAGAUGUACUCGACACGGAUGUGGGCUUCUACAGCGGUCUGAUCGAAUCGUUGUUUUCUCUUACGCAGGCUAUCGUCAUGAUAUUCUGGGGCCGCGCAGCCGAUCGAUUUGGGCGCAAGCCAGUCUUGGUCUAUUCAUUAUUUGGCGUGACACUGGCUACGGGGCUUUUUGGAUUCGCAAAGACGAUACCCCAGAUGAUCCUGUUUAGAUGCCUUGCUGGCAUUUUCGCUGGAACUAUCGUCACCAUCCGUACCAUGGUGGCGGAACACAGCACGCCGAAGACUCAGGCGCGGGCAUUCAGUUGGUUCGCUUUCAGCGGAAAUUUGGGCAUUUUCCUUGGACCUUUGAUGGGAGGUGCCCUUGCCGACCCUGCAACCCAGUACCCGGGUCUCUUUGGCGGCGUGAGGUUCUUCGAGGACCACCCUUAUGCACUAUCAAGCCUAGUGGUGGCACUAGUAGGAGCCACGGCUGCUAUAACUAGCGCCUGUUUUAUUAAGGAGACAUUGAAGAAAGAGCCAGAUUCAGCCGAAUACGAUGGUGAAGAGGUGGCCUCUCACACGCCGGGUCGGCGCGACACCCUUUCGACAAGGCAGCUGUUGAAAGCGCCGGGAGUGGGUGUGGUUUUGUACGUAUACGGUCAUAUCAUGACACUCGCGUUUGCUUAUACAGCCAUCAUUCCCGUCUUCUGGUUUACCCCUGUACCCCUUGGUGGUUGGGGCUUCACACCCUUGCAAAUUUCGCUGAUGAUGGGAUUGAACGGCGCGGCCCAAGCUGCCUGGCUGCUCUUGGUCUUCCCUCCAUUGCAGCAUAGGAUUGGGACAAAAGGUGUGAUCCGAGUGUGCGCUCUUGCCUAUCCGUUCUUCUUCUUAGGCUGCCCUAUUGGCAAUGUGCUGCUCCGAUCGGGAACCGAAGCAUCUGUCAAUGCUUUCUGGGUCUUCGCUCCGAUCAUGCUAACCAUUGGUUGUGGGGUCAGCAUGUCUUUCACGGCGAUUCAGCUUUCCCUGAAUGAUAUCUCACCCUCACCGAGAGUCCUGGGAACUUUGAACGCGUUAGCAUUGACCAGUAUCAGUGCCCUGAGAGCUUUCUGCCCAGCCCUCUUCAACAGUCUCUUCGCGCUGGGAGCGAGAACACAGUUGGUGGGAGGAUAUGCUAUCUGGAUACUCCUAUUUGUACUUGCUUCUGGUCUAUCUGUUGCGGCGAGAUACCUACCGGAACCCCAGGAAAACCAGAAAUCCCGGAACGGGAAUGGGCAAGCGAGAUGA